AUGUCAUUUGCCGACACGGAGUCUUACAUGUACCUCACGAGGGAAGUUGAAGAAUCGACACAGAGCCCUAUGAUUCCAAAUGUACCACAGUUCAACGACAAGGAUGAAUUGGAGAUUGCGCGUUACCUGGACUCCAAACUACACAGGUCUCGAGUGUCUUUGGACAUUGGUGUUCAGACAGAUUCUUCCAAAGAGUCUCAAAAAGCCAGCUCCAAACAGCAAGUCUUUAGCAGCCCAGUUCCAGAGAAGGCUUGGAACCCUAUCAUGCAAUCGACGCCUGCUCAUAUGAGCUCAAGAGGUGUCCAGCCAAAGGACAUUUUGAAAGCUAAGCUGUCCAAACUGGCACAGAGUGUUGAACUGGCUCAUGAUUCUGAAUCAAGCUCUGGAGACGAGGAACACGAUGAAGACCAAGAGAGAGGUGUACUGGGAUCCAAGGACUCAAGCUACCAUGACGAUACACCAUCGAAACCACAAGCAAAAAGGAAUACGAGUUUAAAAGAAGAUAAGGGAAUAGGAUUGAGCCCUAAAAGGAGUGCCGAGUUGGAACAACUGGCAAAGUUGAAGGAGUUCCUAAACUCCUCCACGAAUGGAUCUAAAGUAUUGAAAAGCAUCGUCAACGGUGAACCUGUAAAGCACUGGCGAAUCGUUGACGAUAGUGAGUUGGAAUCCAAUGCAAAGAAGGUGAAAGAUUUAGAAGAGGAAAUCAAGUCACUGCGGAAACAGAACGACGAUUUGAAAGAAGAGACCACGAUAAUCAAAAGCACCAAUAUAAGCUUGAAAGAGAUGGUUGAACUUAAGGACAAGUCCAUUGCCGAGAGCAGAGACAACGUAAGGGAGCUUGAAAAUUCCAUAGCAGAGAUCAACGCCUCCAUGGAAUCCGAGAUAUCCAAGUACGUUGGCGAUACAAGUGAAAAGAUCUCGCCGUUGAAAUUCCCUGAGCUCAGCACCACGGAUUCGAACGGCAUAUCACUAUAUGAUGGGCUUAACCUAUGUGAAGUGGAUAACCUUACCAUGGUUGAGUCACAGAACUUGCUAAAGAACAUCUUGAUCAAUUUGAACAUCCCAUUCUCCAGAGUGAAGGAACUGGUCCCACAGUUGAUGCUAAGGCUUACACACGAGGAAAUCCUCGUGGAUUUCACGAGAAAGCUCCAUACGGUUCUCUAUGAUCAAGGAAUGGACAUCACAAGGUAUCUCAACGAAACAGGUAAUACCGGUCUCGUGCGGUGUACUUCGGAGAUGUUGAAGAACGUUGAGCUGGUUUACGCUGUUCUUGAGAAGAAAUGA
Messenger RNA from Williopsis jadinii, 1284 nucleotides. It is a transcript of the gene CNM67, whose product is annotated as Cnm67p. The record is from RefSeq and is a predicted model, not a curated record. Lineage: Eukaryota; Fungi; Ascomycota; Saccharomycetes; Phaffomycetales; Wickerhamomycetaceae. Bases 1 to 1284 code for a protein of 427 amino acids. The transcript has a single exon.